This is a messenger RNA of Lynx canadensis (Canada lynx), 3906 nucleotides long. It is a transcript of the gene PDK1, whose product is annotated as pyruvate dehydrogenase kinase 1. The record is from RefSeq and is a predicted model, not a curated record. Gene Ontology annotation, cellular component: mitochondrion. Gene Ontology annotation, molecular function: pyruvate dehydrogenase (acetyl-transferring) kinase activity. Gene Ontology annotation, biological process: protein phosphorylation; regulation of glucose metabolic process. The transcript has 11 exons. Bases 104 to 1420 code for a protein of 438 amino acids. NCBI's taxonomy places the organism in Eukaryota, Metazoa, Chordata, Mammalia, Carnivora, Felidae.
CUCCCCGCCCCCGAGGGUCGCCACGUCCCUCACGUACCGCCCGGCCGAGGCGCUGAGCGGCGACCUGGCUACCCCAGCUCCGGCUCCUCCGGCGGGGCUUGGCAUGAGGCUGGCGCGGCUGCUUCGCGGAGCCGCCUCGGCCGGCCCGGGCUCCGGGCUGCGAGCGGCCAGCCCCGGCGCCAGCCGCAGCUUCACCUCGGACUCGGCCUCCGGGCCGGCGCCCGAAAGCGGCGUUCCGGGCCAGGUGGACUUCUACGCGCGCUUCUCGCCGUCCCCGCUCUCUAUGAAGCAGUUCCUGGACUUCGGAUCUAUGAAUGCUUGUGAAAAGACCUCAUUUAUGUUUCUGCGGCAAGAGCUGCCUGUUAGAUUGGCAAAUAUAAUGAAGGAAAUAAGUCUACUUCCAGAUAAUCUUCUCAGGACUCCAUCAGUUCAGUUAGUACAAAGCUGGUAUAUUCAGAGUCUUCAGGAGCUUCUUGAAUUUAAAGACAAAAGUGCUGAAGAUGCUAAAACUAUUUAUGACUUUACAGAUACUGUGAUUCGGAUCAGGAACCGACACAAUGAUGUUAUUCCUACGAUGGCCCAGGGAGUGAUUGAAUACAAGGAGAGCUUCGGGGUGGAUCCCGUCACCAGCCAGAAUGUUCAGUACUUUUUGGAUCGCUUCUACAUGAGUCGCAUUUCAAUUAGAAUGUUACUCAAUCAGCACUCUUUAUUGUUUGGUGGAAAAGGCAAAGGAAGCCCGUCUCAUCGAAAACACAUUGGAAGCAUAAAUCCAAACUGCAAUGUAGUUGAAGUUAUUAAAGAUGGCUAUGAAAAUGCUAGGCGUCUAUGUGAUUUGUAUUAUAUUAAUUCUCCUGAACUAGAACUUGAAGAACUAAAUGCAAAAUCACCAGGACAGCCAAUACAAGUGGUUUAUGUACCAUCCCAUCUCUAUCACAUGGUGUUUGAACUUUUCAAGAACGCGAUGCGAGCGACUAUGGAGCACCAUGCUGACAAAGGUGUUUACCCUCCUGUUCAAGUCCACGUCACACUGGGUAACGAGGAUUUGACUGUGAAGAUGAGUGACCGAGGAGGUGGUGUUCCUUUGAGGAAAAUUGACAGACUCUUCAACUACAUGUACUCAACUGCACCCCGGCCUCGUGUUGAGACAUCUCGAGCAGUGCCCCUGGCUGGUUUUGGUUAUGGAUUGCCCAUAUCACGUCUUUAUGCCCAGUACUUCCAAGGAGACCUAAAGCUAUAUUCUCUAGAGGGUUAUGGGACAGAUGCAGUUAUCUACAUUAAGGCUCUGUCAACAGACUCGAUAGAAAGACUCCCGGUGUAUAACAAAGCUGCCUGGAAGCACUACAACACCAACCACGAGGCUGAUGACUGGUGCGUCCCUAGCAGAGAACCAAAAGACAUGACAACAUUUCGCAGUGCCUAGAUCCGUUUGGGACACCUGGAAAAUCCAAAUGUGGCUUCUGUAUUAAAUUUGGAAGGGAUGAUGUUCAGAACCACAUUAUACCAAAUACGUCAUGUGUUAUUUUCAGAAUUAACUAUUUGGGUAGAAUAGAUGGAAAGUGAAUUCCAUUUAUGUCCGUCAAGGCUACUAAAGGAUGAAAUCGUACCUAUUUUACACUUAUAUUUUCACAGUUAAUUGAGCAUAUUUUUAAACACCUGUAGUUUUGGUCAACUUUUCUCUUUAUGGUAGACUUCAGAAGCACGGAAGUCUUUGGGUUUCUACGGAAAGCUGUGUGUGUGUGUGUGUGUGUGUGUGUGUGUGUGUGUUUCAAAGAACUUUUCGUUCAUGUCUGCUAGAAACAUUUUCUUCAUAAUACUGAUGAGCAAGUUAGCCAUCCUUCUGUUUUGGAGUUGUGCCAUCCUUCAUUAGUGUGUAAUGACAGCUGUAAUAAGACAGUCUUCAGAUGUACCAGUGACUGACUCUAAGUGAAGCAGAAAACAGUUGCUGUGUUAGUGAAGCAGCAGCCACCUUUCAGCCUCUACCUGCACUGUCUUCAUUCUGAAGGUGAUUUAUCAUUUUUUAGUUUCAUUGCAAGGGAUUGUAGUAAGUUCCCUGUGAAGCUAAGCCAAGAUUGUAGGCAGUCUCCCCUGAAUGUGCUUCUUGUGAUUAAUGCAGGGGGAAAUUUUUAUACUAAAAACAAACUAGCAGCUGCUAAAAUUCUAGAAAAGAAAUUGAGGGCAAAGCAGUGAGUCCCCAAAAUUGAACUAUAGAUUAUCGUGAUUAUCUGGGGGAACUUUUGAGACAGAGAGCUUUUCUGGGUUCUACUCCAGACAUACAGAAUCAGACUGUCUGUGGCUGGAGUCCAGGAAUCACAAUCUUUAAAACGCUUCCCAGAUGAGUCUGAUGCCUCACCCAGUUAGGAAACCACUCUUUUAAAGUGAGUGACCAUACCACAUUUCCUAAAGUAACAGAGAUCUUUAGGUUUUGAUUCUCACUUACUGAAAGGUCAGACUUCUAGACUCCAGGAAAAGACCAGCACUCUCAGGCCUGGUGCAAUUAAAAGCAUAAUUAAAAGCUGGAGACAAAUUGACUGUGUGAGAACAGUCAAGUAACCAAAGGAUCAGAACCAUAAAUGGACAAGUAUUGACAAAGAACAUAUAUUUUAUAAGAAAUGUUUAGAUUCUGUUGUCAGGAAAACUUCAGCUAGGGCUUAGUAACAAUUCUUUGCAUUCAUAUGGUAAUUUGUAGUUUACCAGUACUUUGCUAUAUUAUGAUAACUCUGUUGGGCCUUAAAACAGUUACAGAGCUGGUGGUAUCAUCCUUGAUUGGAGACUCAGAGGGUGGUCCAGAGUUGCACAGAAUGGGAGGCAGGGCCUGAGCUCUACCCGCUGAUCACUGUCAGCCGCCAAGUCUGGGAGACCAUGAAGUUAGAGGACCUUGUGAGUCAUACCUCAUCAUGUAAGGUGACAGGGAAAUAUAGUGAAAAUAAAUUUAAGGUAAGAUUUUAAAUGUUUAAAGAACAGCUUUACUACUUAAACGUGGGGAACUUACAUUGGGUCGAAACACCUCACUUUCAAAAGGAUUAAAUUAGUUUAACAAUUCUAUACACAUUUGUAAACUGGAAGGGAUGUAAUAGGGCAGUUAGUCCAGGAUCCUCACUUGAGAGGUGAUAGUCCUGAGACUUGGAGUGUGUGGUUUGCCCAGGGGUUCUUAGCUAAUUCGACCAAAUGUUGGAAAAAGAGAUCUUUUACCUAAUCUAUUGUUCCUUAAUUAUGGAUUUUGUGAAAAGUAAUAGGAUAUGCUAGUGGAUGAUUUAUAUUAGUUAAAAGUGUUAUAACUUUUUAGCUUUAAAUUACACUUUUUUUGUAAUGAUGAAAUAUUUUAGAAUUCUUUGAAUCAAAAUACUCUUUCCUAAAUAAGACAUUUGUACAACUGACAUAAACUUGAUGUUUUACUUAUAAAACACUUUCUCUCCCCCCACCCAAAAUUAAAGGAAAAGUGAAAUGUUUUCCUUUAGCUUCUUUUUAAGGUAUAACAACUUUUUUACCUUGUUAUGUGGUAAUGGACAAAAGAUUACAUACAAAAAUAUUUGUGGGCUAGCAUUCGCCUCGAUGGUUUCAAAUCAUUGUGCUCCUUGAAAAGUUUUUAGAUUCUUGGGCUGUUUCGUCCACCAGCAUUUAAUGUGAUGCCAUGUAGCCAUAAAAAUAUACUGAAGGAUAAGCAGUGGAUACUAAGUGAUUUUUAUUAUCUGGGCAUUUAAUGAAUGUGCCAACAUUUUUUAGGAAGAAUCGCAAAAAUAUCCUCCCUAUACUUAAAUUACUGGCUGGCUUUAGAUGUCUUCAUACUUAAUAGUGAUCACUUUCUUGCACUGAAGUUUUUACAUGAAGAUGUUUAAGUGGAAGUCUACCAUAUUAUUUUAUAAAAUGUUUUGUGUGUGACAAUAAACUGAAAACAUGAAUUAACUCUUA